AUUUAAAAAAAAAAAAAAAUGUCCAAAAUCCAAUCAAUAAAACAAAUUCCCUCUCUCAUGAAUUAUUAAAAGGCAACCAACUUUCUCUCCAACAAUAUAUUUUACUAUCACACAUGUUCUACUCUUAUAAGCCAAAUUCUAAAUAAAAAGAAAAAAGAAUUUAAUUGGUGAAAAUAAAUCUUAAAGGUACUAAGAUGACAAGUUCAUUACCAAGCUACUACUUCUCUUCUUGCCAUUGCAAAGGUAGCAACAAUCAAGAUUCUAGGUCAUGUCAUAAUUCCCUCCCCACAAUCAAACGCGCAAAAUAUGUCGAUCAAACUCGUAAUAUCUUCAAGUUUGGUGCUGCAAACGGGAUUUUUACAUCAAUUCCAUCGAAAAGUUAUCAUGUUGUUUCGGUGCCGGGAAAAUUUCGUGUUAGGGCUUCGUCUUCUCCGAAUAGUUCUCCCUCUUCAUGGCAAAAGUGGGUGUUGGGAUUUCUGCUGACAGUAAUUCUACCAGCAGCUGGGUACAAAGGAGGGAUCUUUUUGAACCUUAAAAGCAAGAUUGACAAGACUAUAGAGACGGUGGAGCACGUGGCGGAGAUGGUGGAGGAGGUGGCGGAGGAAGCUGAGAAGAUAGUGGAGGAGGUGGAGGAGAAACUGCCGGAAGAUUCGAAGAUCAAGAAAAAACUUCAAUCAUUUGAUGCUCUAGCUAAAAGGGCUGUUGAUGAAGCCAAAAAGGCUGAAGAUGCUGUUCAUAAGGUAAAGGAUGUGGAGGAAGAAAUAGAGGAGACGCUGAUAAAAACUGGUAAAGUCGACGCCAAAAAAUAGUCUAACCAAACAAGCCCUACGGAUUGCAUCAUCCUUAAUAAAAUUAGUAGUAUGUGUUAACGUUAAAAUAAAUAAUAUUUUCGACGUUGAUUGUAAGAGAUCAUUUUUUUUCAUUCGUCGCUCGUAAUUAUUAGUGAUGAAAAUGUAGCUACAACAUAAAUAAAAUUGUGACAGUUGGUAAUGA
Messenger RNA from Erythranthe guttata (spotted monkey flower), 993 nucleotides. RefSeq lists its product as uncharacterized. The record is from RefSeq and is a predicted model, not a curated record. Lineage: Eukaryota; Viridiplantae; Streptophyta; Magnoliopsida; Lamiales; Phrymaceae.